ACACCAGUGCCAAUAACAUUUUGUGGCCCUUCCUGUUCAAUCACGAAUCAGAUCGUGAAAAUCGCCAGCUUCCAGUUGUAUUGAUUUUAUUUCCUCAUACUUAGUAGGCAUUUUGACCAUUCUGAUAUCGCCAAAAUUUGGACGCUCCUUCCUACAUUGCAUCAGUGUUUUUUUCGGGAAUUUCUCCAUCAUGGUGCUGAGCCUGAUGGGCCUUCCGGGUACGGGGAUGAAUCUGAGCGGCGGUCUGGGAUUGGCCGGUCUGCUGACCGUCCUCUUCCCGUAUUUUGAGCGCCUGCUGGCCUACCUCUUCAACAUCCGCAUCAGCGACUACUUCGGCCAUCUCUUCGGCCACAACAGCAUCCUGGGCACCACCUUCGGGAUCGUCGGCGCCGGGGCCCUGGUGGCGGCGCUGCAGCAGCUGUGGAACUCCGCCUGGACGCUGUACAGCAGCUACUUCGCCACGUCCCUGGAGGUGUCCGGCCAUGAUCCCGUGUACGCGCAGAUGCUGGACUGGAUCAACAGCAAGGUGCUGCAGCCGCGGCAUGUCAGUCUGCAGAGCGACUAUCGCCAGGCCAGUAAGGGCCGCUGGGACACGGCCCAUGAGUUCGUGCCCAGUGUCGGCGUACAUCGAUUCCGGUAUCAAGGAAAGAAGAUGACCUUGGAGCGCCGGCGCCAGGAAAGCCAGAUGGACGCCUUCACCGGGCAGAAGCCGCAGGAGAGCCUGGUCCUCUCCACCCAGGGCACCACCACGGCCAUCUUCCGGCACAUCCUGGCCACCGUCAAGGAGUACCAGCGCGCCAAACGCCAGGCCCGCACCUACCUGUACACCGUCAGCCACGGCGUGUGGAUGCCCACCAACGUCAACGGCCGCUGCAAGCGCCCCCUGGACUCCAUCAUCCUCAACGCCGGCGUGGUCGAGGCCAUCACGGAGGAGCUGCAGGAGUUCUUCGACACGGCGGAAUGGUACACGAAGUACGGCGUCCCCUACCGCCGCGGCUACCUCUUCUACGGCCCGCCCGGCACCGGCAAGACUAGCUUCAUCACGGCGCUGGCCGGCCACUUUGAUCUGUCCAUCUGCACGCUGAACCUGAGUGACGCCCAGAUGACGGAUGAGCAGCUGCUGCGGCUGAUGUACUCGGCGCCGGAGAACGCGGUGAUCCUGUUGGAGGAUGUGGACGCGGCAUUCGGGGAUCGGGCGGCCAGUGUCGAGGAGGAGAAGAAGAUUCCCGCCGCCGCUAAGAUUCGAUCGGCCGGCCGGAUGCUGACGUUCAGUGGGCUGCUGAACGCGGUGGACGGGGUGGGUUCGGCGGAAGGACGGAUUAUCUUCAUGACCACCAACUACAUUGAACGACUGGAUUCGGCACUGAUUCGUCCCGGCCGCAUCGACCGCCGUCAGCUGUUCGACUUCGCCAGCGAGUACCAAGUGGAGAUGAUGCUGCGCCGCUUCUACCCGGCCUGCACCGCGGAGGAGGUGCAGCAGUUCGUCCGCGCCGUCUUCGAGCAUCCGGACGGACGCCGCGUCACCAUGGCGCAGCUGCAGGGCGUCUUCCUCGUGCAUAAACGCCGUCCGGCCGACGUCAUCGCCGGCGUCUCCAUGCUGCACGACUGGAUUCACCAGGAAGAAAAGAUACGCCAGGAAACCGGUGGAAAGCGGGCCACGGGACGCCAGCCGAUCAGCAUCGGAAUCCCACCCGGCAAUGCGGCAUCUAUCCUGGGAACGGGACUGAUUGGGGCAGAUUUAGAUCAGAUGUUCUCUGUGCUUAGAUCGCGUGGUUUAGUUGAUGCUGACUACUAAUGAUGUCCUCUUUAUGGCUCUGUGGGAUUAAGAAAU
Paramacrobiotus metropolitanus is the source of this 1831-nucleotide messenger RNA. RefSeq names its product mitochondrial chaperone BCS1-like. The transcript is spliced from 4 exons. Gene Ontology annotation, molecular function: ATP binding; ATP hydrolysis activity. The record is from RefSeq and is a predicted model, not a curated record. NCBI's taxonomy places the organism in Eukaryota, Metazoa, Tardigrada, Eutardigrada, Parachela, Macrobiotidae. The coding region runs from base 191 to 1795 and encodes 534 amino acids.